Messenger RNA from Trematosphaeria pertusa, 2632 nucleotides. RefSeq names its product fungal trichothecene efflux pump. The transcript has 5 exons. NCBI's taxonomy places the organism in Eukaryota, Fungi, Ascomycota, Dothideomycetes, Pleosporales, Trematosphaeriaceae. Bases 387 to 2159 code for a protein of 590 amino acids. Gene Ontology annotation, cellular component: membrane. The record is from RefSeq and is a predicted model, not a curated record. Gene Ontology annotation, biological process: transmembrane transport. Gene Ontology annotation, molecular function: transmembrane transporter activity.
CACGCCUCGGCGAAGGAUGCGAGGGCAUGGGCCCUGGACGCUCAAUCUGGAACGCCCUGCUUGACCUAGAGCCGUUGACUCGAAUCGCGCUCCCGGUAGACGUCUUCCGCGUAGCCCGGGAUUUUUUUUAUAUCUGCUCGCCUCUUCCCAUGGACCUGGUACGCAGCAUACACGCCAGUCAAGGUUGUACUCGCACUUUCUUUGGACAACGUCCCACGGUUCGUCUGCGUGCGACAGCCAGUCAACAUCAACGGCCACGGGUCGCCUGGAUUACUUCGGUGGAGCGUUCCCCGUAAUAGGGCCGAUUUCGUCCGACACGCCACACGUCCUGUUCUCUGACUUCUCUUCCCUUCAAUUCAUUGUACCGGCGACGAGAAACUACAGCCAUGGCCGAAUCAGACGAGAAACAUAACGUCUCUACGGACCACGUCGAGGAUAUCCAUGUCGUCAAGAAGGUCCACGCUGACGGCCAUGUCGAUCUCGUCGACACGCACGCUAUCGGAGGCGAGCUGGAUGAAAUGCCCAAAGGCUACUUCUGGAGUGUGCAGUUUAUAGGGACUGUAAUAGCUGUCUGCUGCGGCAGUAUCUGCGCCUAUCUCGGAUGGGUCCUUCCAGCCAACACUCUCACCCUCAUCAACGCAGAUAUUGGACCCUCAAAAGACCUGAACUGGGUAGCUACCAUCUGGACAAUCGGCAGCGCAAUCGGAUUCCUCCUCGUGGGGCGUCUUUCCGAUAUCUUCGGCCGUAAAUGGAUGGUUAUGGGCACGAGCGUCCUAGGCCUUGCGGGAUGCAUCGUUGGCGGCACUGCGCAGAACAUCGAUACGCUGGUCGGAGCGAACCUGAUGAACGGGAUUGCGGCUGCGGGCCAGCUGUCUUUCGGUAUUGUGCUGGGCGAGCUGGUGCCAAACAAGCACAGAGGACCAAUCGUCACUCUAGUGUUUCUGUCAUCGCUGCCUUUUGCUGUAUUCGGACCCAUCAUCGCCCGGACAUUCAUCACCAACACCGCCGCCGGCUGGCGCUGGUCCUACUACCUCGGCAUCAUCCUCUCGGGUAUCACCCUCAUCCUCUACCAGUUUCUCUACCACCCGCCGACCUACGACCAGCUGCACGUCUCCGGCAAGACCAAGUGGCAGCAGUUCAAGGAGCUCGACUUCGUCGGCAUCUUCCUCUUCAUCGCCGGCACCGUCAUCUUCCUGAUCGGUUUGAGUUGGGGCGGCACCACGUAUCCCUGGAAAUCCGCCGCCGUGCUCUGCACCAUUGUGCUCGGCUUCGUGACGCUCGUUGCCUUCGCGCUGUACGAGCAGUUCGUCUUCAAGGGCCAGGCGAUCAUGCCGCCGCGACUGUUCAAGAAUCUACAUUAUGUCGCCAUCGUUAUGGUUGCUACUGUUGGCGCUAUGGUCUACUACGCCCUGACGGUGCUCUGGCCCACCAUCCUCGGCACCGUGUACACGACCGACUCGAAGAAGAUCGGCUGGGCGUCGUCGGUCGUCGGCGGCGGCAUCCUGCUCGGCCAGGUAUUCGGCGGUUUCGCGCUCUCGUAUCUGCCCAAGAUCAGGUUGCAGCUCAUCAUCCUGUCGUGCAUGGGCACCGCGUUCCUCGCUGCAGAGGCGAGUCUGCGUGCAGAUGGAUACGCGCAGUUCAUCACACUCGGCGUCCUCGCUACAUUCGUCAUCGGCUGGGUCGACAACAUCAGCUUCCCCGGCGUCACGCUCCUCUGGGAAGCGCAAGACAUCGGGCUCGCCACGGGCGUGCUGGGCAGCAUCCGCGCCAUCGGCGGCGCCGUCGCGCAAACCGUCUACGUCUCCAUCCUCACCAACAAAGUCGCCACCUACCUGCCGCAAUACGUGGCCCCCGCCGCGACCGGCGCCGGCCUACCGGCCUCCUCGCUGCCCGCGCUCUUCGCCGGCAUCACCGCGGGCAACUUCUCCGCCGUGCCGGGCAUCACGCCCGACGUCAUUGCCGCGACGGGCGCGGCGACACAGCACGCGUAUAUCGACAGCUUUAAGAUUGUGUUCUAUGCGACUAUUCCGUUUGGCGUGCUGCUUAUUGUGUUUAGCUGUCUGAGCCCGAAUUUCGAGAAGUAUUUGAGUAUGAAUGUGGCGAAGAGGCUGCAGAUGAAGGAUGGGGGCGAGGGGAUUGAGAAGGCGGAGGCUGUGUAAAGGGGGCAUUGGUAAUGGGAAAUGCUACAAACUGAAAUGCCGUUUGGAGAGGAGAAGAAGGGACUUGAUACCACAUGAUAUUAUGAGCAACUUUGGACAUGUACGAUUUGUGUAGCGCGGUGUGUGUUAUGGGAACCAAAGACGUUGUUCCACGCGGGCGGAGGAAGCCUCUAAUUUGAAGUUUUGAAGUUCUUGACGUCCUCGUGCCAUUCCACGACGAGUGCUCUUCAUCCCUUUCCUUCCGCAGUACCUCCUUCCUCUAGCAUAAAACGUUCUGCCGACCCCUUUUCCCAGCCGUACUCCCAAAAACAUUUCCAGGCCUAGAACCCGUUCCCAGCAACCGAGAGAUCGCUCCGUAGCGCAUGUUCUACCACAUGGUGCUAAGAUACCGGCGGGACCUUGGUACCGGGCCCUUCGGAAGGGAUAAGAUCACCGCGUUCACGCAGGUACAGUACAAGUACACCGUAUUCGAC